AAUUAAUUCUCCUCAUUACAGAGUUACGCCCUUCAUUCCAGGAGUGAAGACGAAAAACAAGGAAAGCCGCAAAAAGAGGAUAAAAAUACAUAUUAACGCCAUGUCAUCGCUCAACAUAUCCCAAGACGAGCUGAAAUCGCUCGAACAGGCGCGUCAAAGGCUCAUAACCCUCAUCGCCAGUAUCAACAGCAUGAAGGAGAUGCUUUACCGUAGCGAUCCGCUACCUCCGCCUGCCACGCUUGAAAAGCAAAACUUCAUUCUUGCAAAGAACAUCGACUCCCUGAUCGGCGUUACUAAAGACAAUGCCAACCUAUUCUCCAGGAUUGUUGUACAUCCGUCGACAAAUUUUCCGGGUCGCGACUACGAACAAAUCCUCCAGCAGCUUCUUCGGAAGAAACUCGAGCCCGACGUUGAGUCUAGCGUCGAGGCAGCCAGGGAAGCAGCCGCGGCGGCAGGCAUCGAGCCCAGUAACUUUGUGACUGAUGACACGGCUAGGAAUGGUAGUCGCAGGCGCAAGAGCGCAACAAACUACGACAGCGAUAGCGAUGACGACGAGGAGUAUGCUGGACCUGAGGAGGACGAGUAUGCCGACGAGGACGGCGAGGGUGGACAGAAGGAGCCGCUGGGUCUUGGGGAUGUCUGGCACGCCAUUCGAAUGUGGAGUAUAGAGCGGCUGGGAAUCUAUGGCAGUUUGGAGGAGCCAAAAAUGUUCACACCUGAGGAGCGGGCGAUGGGAAUUGACAAGGUGCGCACAGGGCUGAAGCGCAACUUGGCAGAGCUGGAGCCUGACGAUGGCGAAGGAGAGGAUGAUGACGAUGAUGAUGAGGAAGAAGGCACGGAGGAAGCCGAAAAGAUGCAGGAGCACACGCUGCAGCAACAAGCACAGCAGCAACCAUUGCAACAAGCAUCUCGGGAUCCAUCCCUGGACACCGAAUACCUAUUGUGGUUCGGUGCACGCGGAGACCUGAGCAUGCCGAUAACGGUGGAACGCUUGUCAGACACAUAUGAACAAGGGAGACGGGUAGUGAUGAGUAGGAGAUAACAAGCCCCGCUCAAGCCUAAUUUUAGUUGCCCA
Molecule: messenger RNA, 1075 nt
Organism: Pyricularia grisea
Lineage: Eukaryota; Fungi; Ascomycota; Sordariomycetes; Magnaporthales; Pyriculariaceae
Exons: 2
Coding region: 101-1042 (313 amino acids)
Biological process (GO): regulation of transcription by RNA polymerase II
Cellular component (GO): core mediator complex; mediator complex
Molecular function (GO): RNA polymerase II cis-regulatory region sequence-specific DNA binding; transcription coregulator activity
Source: RefSeq, a predicted model, not a curated record